AUGUGCACAUCAAUGACAACCCCAAUUGCGUUACUUCUUCUACACUUCAUAUUCCCCGCCACGACGCUGGCACCUCCAACUCCGCAAAGUAUAGUGUUACCAUUAAGCAAUGGAGUGUUCAAUCCGACACCAAAACGUGAUUCAUUCUACAAUAUGGUGACGACAGAUCUGAAAUGCGGAAUAAAAAAAGGAACUGUUUCGAAGACAUCCACUGAGGGCGAAUCCGUUGAUAUCUAUACUCCUUGCGUCAUUUAUCCGAACCAAGUAUUGUAUUCGUCAAAACCGACCAUUAUCGCGUCAUCUUGUCCUUUGCUAAAAUGCACAAAUCUUAGUCCAACGGGCAAUUAUGCACUUAAUGGUGUCAAAGAUGUUCCCGACUACGCCGCCACCGUAAAAGCGAAAAAACUUGUGCGAACAAAACCGGAAGUGCCGUUGUACGAUGCUGAAAUAAAUUACAUUUGUGAUCAAUUCACAUUCGAUAAUAUUUCAACUCAGCUUGCCAUAAGUCACAGCGAAAUUUGCCAAGUGGCCUCGAAUGACGAAUUUGUUAUUCGUUCUCGAUAUGAAUUUGAAGAUUGGGGUGUCAACAGAUUGAGAUCUCAUUUCCAUGGACCUUGGACGGAUUCUGACAAAGAUCUCAGGGCACAGUAUGGGAUACUUGACAACAAAUUCACAAUGGCGGAUCAUGUGUUCUUGCAAUGCGAUGCCAGUUGCGAUAAGGGCUCUGUGCUCAAAUUCACAAUGAAAAAAGAUUUCGCCUGGACGCUCGAAUUUUUCUUGGCCGUCGAUACGCCUGCCGUCAAAAUAUGCUUCAACACGUCGGCGCACGCUGAAACCGACAAGCUGCCAGUUUGCCAUCCCGAUUUAACAAUGACAAUUCUGCCGCAAAACAACUUGGUUCUAUGGCCGUUCAAUCGGAUGGCUUCCUACCUUCGUUUCGGAAACAAGCCAAUCGAGUCGACGCCGACUGGAAAACCGAUUUUGUUGCACUUCCAACUAAUUGGCCGACACUAUGGAGGGAACCAAAUUGGAGUACAAAAUCGAUUCAACGAAUUGGUGUUGUCCGAUUCCAGCGGAUAUCAGAGUGAACAUCUUCGGUUAAUCACCGUGUUCCUGCCAAAAGAGGACACUCUUCAUAGUGGCUUCGGAAUUUAUCCUGUGAACUUGGAAUCUGCGACGACGCUUGUUAAAAAAGGCGAGACGGUUAAAAGACGGACAGCAGCCGGUGUAGCUAACGAGAAAAUUUCCGAGAAAUAUGGAGAGAUCAUCAAGGCGCUCACAUCACCGAAACCAACUGUGCCUGUGCCAAAAUCGACAACUCCUCCACCUCAAAUUGUCUACGUCAAAGAUUCGAUAAGCGAAGAACCCAGGGAUUACGCCAGUCAGUAUACAAAAGGCAAAUGGUUGUUAUUUGCGGUUCUUCUUGGAUUCAUCAUUGGAACACUGAUUAUAACGAUCAUCGGUGGAGCUAUUAUGUAUUUAUUGAGGAGAACCGUAUACAGUUUCUGGUACCGAGGAAUGUUCAAACGUUAUGGAUGUGAUGCAUCUGGUACGACUGGCGGACUCACUGGAAUUGGAUUUGGAACUCAAAUCACCACGACGCAGACGAUUGGUGGUAAAACGACAGUCGGUGCAACAAGUGGAAGCACAACGGGAGGCGGCACAACAGCAGCAUUGACGACAGGAGAUGGAACCAGCAUGGCACUGUAA
Messenger RNA from Caenorhabditis bovis, 1710 nucleotides. Lineage: Eukaryota; Metazoa; Nematoda; Chromadorea; Rhabditida; Rhabditidae. The record is from the annotation of a GenBank genome assembly.